AUGGAUCAGGAGAUCGAGGCUCAGGCAAAAGAGUUUAUUGCUUUCCUAGAGCAAUGCAGGCAACAGCCUCGCGCAAAGGCAACCUCAGAACUCAACGCGAGUCUCAAUCACCUACACACGUUCCUGACGACCAUCCAACCCCUUAUUGAGCCCUGGCCCAUCACAAAUGACCCAACCAUCGAUUCCAUGACCGUCCACGCCUCGGAACUCUAUCCGACUCUGGGCGUACUUCUGGAGAUGCUUUGCAGGAACCCUGUUGUCAUCGCCUCUGUGUCUUCGAGAGGACUUGCAGAUGUGGUGGCUCAAUCGGUUAUCAAGUUUUCGGCCAGGACUGGUGGCAAUCCUGCUGUCGGUGCAGGAUCGAAAGGCGCAAUGACAGUUUCUCCUUCUGUGGAGCAGUCGUGGCGAGCUGCACGGAUGCGUGAUAUGUUUCGAGCGCAACAACAACAGCAGGACGGAUUGGGCAAGAGGAAGAGGAAUUGCGCGGGUGGAUCUAGUAAUCGACACCUUCCCCAUUCUGAACAGAAUGGGUCGAUAGAGACGAAGAGUGAUCCAUUUCAGGAUAUGUUCAAGGUUUCGGACAAGGAGUUGAAGGAGAGGGAGAUAGAACAGACUUUGGAGACCAUGGCCGGCAACCUGAAGAUCUUACAGGAUCAUGUUGCGAAAACAGAGUUGACAGAGACCGCGUGGUCUUCACUGGGUGCCUCAGGACUUGUGCUGCUGUGUCUCGUAAACUCGUCGUUCAUCGAGUCAUUGAUGAUGCACCAGAGCGAUGCUACUGUCUUUGCUGUGCUCAAGGACCGCCAAACACUUGCCCAACUGUUGGUGAUUUCUCCAUUGGCACGGCAAAGCUGCCUCGUGCAGUUCAUCGACGGCGUCGUUCAGGACUGUGCUCAUUCUCUGAAUAUCUAUCAGAGUCGGCACCAGAUCAUACAGCGACACUUUGAAUCAUCUCAGCUCUUGACAUCCGCUCUCUCAGGACAACUUCCGAAGAGUCAGCACCGCCAAUUGGUUGAGAAGAUCCUGGAGGACUCUGCCGAGGUGGCGGGUGAAAUUGAUGAUUGGCGGAUUGUGCGGAUUUGGGUAUUGUUGAUCGAGUGGAUCUUGACGCGUCUUGGAUCUGGAGAGUCUAUGCACACUUUGCCUUUGGAAUUUGACGCGUCGUUUUUGGAUCAAGGUGCGAAUCUUUGCGCCGUGAUAUCAUCCGCAUGCCGCAUUGUCAACUGUUGCGAUUCGGAACUUAAAGGGGCACCCAGUUCUCACGUUUCUGUCAAUACUGCGGCAGUGUCUGAGAUCGACGCUCUUUUGAAAAUUCAGGAUCGCUAUGUCUUUGAGACUGCUCCACCACAAGAAAUGGCUCUACGACGGAGGAUGGUGUUCUUGAUUGGAUCUGCGGUCGCUUCAAGCAAAGGACUCUUGACAUCCUUGAUUCUUCAGCAUAUCCUCUCUUUGGAUAAUGCCGAUCUGCACCUCAAACAGGAACCCUCAGCUCCGUCUCAAGACACAACAACCCUACUGAACUUGCUCUCGCUACUGAUAUAUGGAGAAUUGAGCAGCGCAAGCUCCCCAACUAUUGGCCAACCAUUCCUGGCACUACUGCGAGAGCUGCAUGCAACCCUUCGCGUGUCAGAAAUCAGCAACCCAUACGACCUUCGCCUGGGAACUGUUGCAGACCUGGAAGGGAUCUUCUCCAGGUGUGCGUCUUUCCUUCGACUCAACACUGUCGUCACUGCAGACAUUGUCUGUGCGAUCGUCAUCUAUAACGAUCCCAAUAAUUACGCCUUUUGGCAGUCCGUGCACGAUACUUCGGAUACUCACAGGUUCAGAGUCGACUUCAAUGCUGACAUCCUUGCCGGCGUUCAUGGCUCGAUUGCGGGACCUUUCAGAAAUCAUGGCAAUACCUGGUCUUGCAAGAGCACUUGA
Messenger RNA from Linnemannia hyalina, 1923 nucleotides. The record is from the annotation of a GenBank genome assembly. NCBI's taxonomy places the organism in Eukaryota, Fungi, Mortierellomycota, Mortierellomycetes, Mortierellales, Mortierellaceae.